AUGCAAGUGGUGGUGACUCCAGCGCCGCCAGCCAAGCACCAGAGCACUUUAUUAUCGAGCACGCUACUCCUCUUUGUGUUAUACGUCACGGACAACGUCAUGCAACAGAAAUGGGUACUUCGCAAAACGUCUGCGGACUGUGCGCGGCUAAGCAGGAAAGUCAAUCGAGCUGGAAAUGAGUGUGGAAAAUUUGUCUGCUGUGGUCACUUGCAGCAAGUCAUCAAAACUUCUGUUAAUUGGCGUCUGUGGGACUCUUUUGCCCAAUGCAUUGCAUUCCAGACAUAUGUUACCGAUCUAAUUCGAGUGGCUCCAGGCAACACCUCUUGCAAGGCGAUGCAAUGGACACAUCAUCUUGUCGAAGAAUUUCUUGACGCCACAAAUCAGCGAAGCAAAGCUAGCGACUGUAUGCCAGCUAAUGAAUAUCUGGUCGCAACACCGAAAGUAGCUUCAUUGACGAGUCUUGACGAAAAUCGAUAUCAAGACUAUGGUGCAAGCGCCGAAAGCUAUGAGUGCCCAAUCUGCUGUGGCAAUUUGGCUGACGAUCCAACGUUGCGUCUAUUGUGUGGCCACAUCUACCACGCCGAUUGUGUAAGUGUGUGGCUAGAACUCCAGUACACGUGUCCUGUGUGCCGGGUUGCAUCUAGUACGCUGACCGAUAGUGUACGAGCCGGCACUGGGCGGGUCGUGGGAUAA
Plasmopara halstedii is the source of this 693-nucleotide messenger RNA. Its product is annotated as e3 ubiquitin-protein ligase praja-2. The transcript has a single exon. The record is from RefSeq and is a predicted model, not a curated record. Bases 1 to 693 code for a protein of 230 amino acids. Lineage: Eukaryota; Oomycota; Peronosporomycetes; Peronosporales; Peronosporaceae.